Gekko japonicus is the source of this 273-nucleotide messenger RNA. RefSeq names its product PYD and CARD domain containing (gene PYCARD). The transcript has a single exon. Gene Ontology annotation, biological process: innate immune response; regulation of apoptotic process; inflammatory response. The annotation marks the transcript as partial. NCBI's taxonomy places the organism in Eukaryota, Metazoa, Chordata, Lepidosauria, Squamata, Gekkonidae. The record is from RefSeq and is a predicted model, not a curated record. Gene Ontology annotation, cellular component: canonical inflammasome complex.
GCAAUCCCCUCAUUGGAGCCUCAUUUCAUCGAGCAGCACCGGGAGGAGCUUAUCCGGAGGACUGCCACAGUGGAGGGAGUUUUGGAUCUGCUGCAUGGAGUUGUUCUGGAUGAAGAGCAAUACCAAAGAAUCACUGCGCGGGAGACUAACCCAGAUAAAAUGCGGGAACUCUAUCGACUAGUGCCAAGCUGGGACCACUCUUGCAAGGAUCGGCUGUACGAGGCAUUGAGGAAGAAAAACCCAUUCCUCAUUGCAGAACUUGAAAGGAGAUGA